AUGAAAUUUAUUUUCUCAGCAAUUUUAUUUGCAUGUCUAGUUGCCUUAUCCGCGUCACUUAACGCUGAUUCAAAAGGUUUAUUGUGUUCAGUAUGUAAAUUCUUUUGGGGUGAAGUAAAAAAAGAACUUCCAGUUGUAGCUGAUGCAGGUGAUGCUGAAUUAAAACAAGUUGUAAAUAAAGUUUGUACCAAAUUUACAAACAGUAUUCCAUUAUUAGGACAACUUUGUAAAACAUUUGGAAAUGAUGCUCUUGAAGAAAUUUAUCAAUUUAUUCUUACUGAAGACGGAAAAAUUAAUCCAAGCUCUAUUUGCGCUCACACAAAACAAUGUUAA
Messenger RNA from Strongyloides ratti, 333 nucleotides. RefSeq names its product Saposin B domain and Saposin-like domain-containing protein. The coding region runs from base 1 to 333 and encodes 110 amino acids. The transcript is spliced from 2 exons. The record is from RefSeq and is a predicted model, not a curated record. NCBI's taxonomy places the organism in Eukaryota, Metazoa, Nematoda, Chromadorea, Rhabditida, Strongyloididae.